AUGAAUUGUACUCAGUCAAUCGGUGGUAUGCUGGUGAGAUGUUUCUCUGAAUUUUAUCGUUAUCUACCGGUGGCUACGCUAAUUGACGAUAAAAUUUUUGUAUGUCAUGGUGGUAUUUCAGAUCAAACUGAUCUGAAUACACUUGGAGGCUUAAAUCGAUUUUCUGUAAGUUCUGAUGCAUUUUUUACUGUUCUCACAUUGUCCGCUUUCAUCUCAUCAGUUAUCAUUACCGUUUGUUAUGAAAUCAUCAAAUCAAACAUUCAAAAUUUAAAUUUUGAAUUUUUUUUGUAA
Messenger RNA from Trichobilharzia szidati, 291 nucleotides. The record is from the annotation of a GenBank genome assembly. Lineage: Eukaryota; Metazoa; Platyhelminthes; Trematoda; Strigeidida; Schistosomatidae.